ACGCCAUCAUCAGCGCACCGCGUGAUAAGAAAUUCAGGCCGAGCGGAUCUACGGGAGCUGCCGAACAGAUGUUGCAAUUCCGCAAUUUCCUGAGCGCAUGUAGCGAGCAGUGAGUCCGAGUUCCCCAUCGUGGUCACGGAGUGGAGCUGAGACUCGCAGAGGAGUUCACAGACGGGAGCGUCGCUCCACAUAAUAGGAGCUCGCAAACUUCAGACAGCACCCCCUGCGUCACAACAUUGGGGAUUAUCAUCAGUUACACUGGAAGGGCGCAUUCAGGGGACGCCAAUUUGUUUAACGAACCGAUAAUCAUCACUGCUGCUGGUGGUGGCUUAUAUUUCUGUAGCAAUCGAUCCGCAUUGGAGUUCCACGGCUCGCCUCCACGUGUGGAGAAUUGCUACCGAUUAAGAUUACAAGCCAGAGGAAGCGUCGUCUCGUUUUAAUCGGUGACGGAACAGCUGCGAUGGCCGUGGAUUUAACGACCUCUGUGCCAGCAAUCAUCAUCAUCAUCGCCCUGGUGAUUUCAGGAGUCAUUGCUGCUGAUGAUGAGAAGAUGAAGACCAUGUGUGAGAAGGAGCUUUCUAAUUGCUCCAAGGAGUAUAACGUGUGCGGGGUUGAGGGGGAAGAUCUGUUAGUCAGAUGCCCACUGCCUCCAACCACGGGCCUCCAAGAUUGGAUACUCGUGCAACUAAUGCAGCUACCUCCAGCAGCUGCAGCAACCAUAGUUGGCAACUACUUCAGCAGUGAUCCAAGUGCUAAAUCAACCAACUUGUCCUUUGAGUUCACCGCUAUUGAAAUGAACUUUGCGGUGUUUGUCGCCCGGAAUGCAAACACAACACAGGAUGGAGACUACCGCUGUGUAGUGAUGAGCAACAAAAGCAAUAGCAAUAUUAAAACACACCUUCAAGUUAAGCUCUACAAAGCUCUGUCUGUGUCUAUAGAGAGAGAUGUCUCAGCUGAUGAGCGAGGUGAUGUCACUCUGUGGUGCAACAUCACGCGACCGGAGGAUGAGGAGCGUGUGUGUGGUGUCAUGUGGAUGCUCCCCUCUACAUCGGUGACCGUGAGCCUCAACUACUCACAAGUCUCUAGCGGAGUGCAACAGCUGGGCCACGUGAUGUACGAGGGACACUUGGACCUUAGGGAUGGUUCCAGCUAUGUGACACUCUAUAACGUUACACGAGCACACGGUGGCAAUUACUCCUGUGUUAUCAACACCAACGGCUCGAGAGGAACCGCCACUGGACGUCUUUGGAUUACUUCACCCAGUCCUACUGAGGAGACGCAUCCAAAAGAUGGCAGCAACAAAGAUUCAUAUUUGUACCUCCUGGUGAUUUUUAUUAUUUUGGUUCUGGUUUUCGCUUUCUGGUUAAAGAAGAGACGCAAUAACAAGGCCAACAAUAACAUUAUCCGCAGCGACCCUGAGAAUAAUUCUCCAUAUGAUGUUGAAAAUGAGGCGGGAAACAAUGCAACCCAAAACCGAGAAGAUGCUGCAAACAGCUCAAAAAUACCUACAGGCAACCAGGGUUCUGCGGUUUACGCGGUGCUGGAACAUCAUGGGGACCGUUUGACUGCGGGACAGGAGCCAGCCACCUGCAUCUACUCUCUCGCUGGUGCCGCCACGGCUGACCACACCACGAGCCCCGAAGGCUCCUGCCUGUACUCUGUGGUGAACGUGGAUAAUAAGGAGAGAAAGAAGAAGAAGACGAAGGAAAAGAAUGAACACCAGAACGCUUUGGGCAUCUAUUCCCUCGUCAAUGCGGGCAGUAGCUAAAUCAACAAAAACACCUUCACCAUAUGCAUAACUUACAACACUCCUCUCACCCAACAGAGGCUAUACGUGACAGACACAGAGCAAGAGGUCGCCGGGUGGCUUGGAGGUCACAGACGCUGAGCUGCCACAGCCCGAUAUUCUGCACUUCAUUUAUCUAAAUUUCAGCUCUGAAAUUUUAAAUAUUAGUUUGAAUGUCAUGCGAUAAAAAUAUAAUGUCAGCGACAGUGACUAAGAAGUGUUGCCCUCUACCAUGUGUGGACCAGAGUUACACUUCAAGAAAGGAUCUCAGAAGUAGCUGUGAUAUAUGCUAGACAUUCGUUUCCUAAUCCAGACUUUACAUUACAUAUUUUAGUGAUGAGUUUCGGAUUUAAUAUCAUUAUUAACAUUAAACUCUUAAGCACAAUUUCUGAAUGAUUAUUAUUUUGUACUUUCACAUUUUUGUAUUUUAAUUCAUGAACUGGUAAAUAACUGUCAUUAAUUUUUCACUAUCAAAGUUUUUACUUUUUUGAAUAAACAAUUGAAGUAUACUGGUUGGAGAACUCUGACAGCAGCAUUAUUCCUACAAUUAACAAACAUUUCAUACAAUUAGUUAGCAGUGGCGAAGGGCGUUUCUUGCGUCAAUAAAACAACAUUUGAAUGCUUCAAAUGCAUUGCCUUGAGAAACCAAGGCGAACAAGACGGUGGUCAACGCAUCAUCGUGCGGCACUUGCAGGUGUACUGCUGCUUCUGGGGCCGUCUGGAAUACUCUUCCUUCCGAUAUUAGGAAGCCACUGGGAGCUAUCGUGCACUUUUACAUAAUAAUCUAGAUUGACAAACUCGUUUCUUUAUUAAAUGCUUUUUGUGUUAAGUUUGUUGUCCUUCCUCCGCACCUCCGAUUAGCACGGUUGGCUACAUAUGGUGCAAAAUAAGUUCAACAUA
Molecule: messenger RNA, 2686 nt
Organism: Lethenteron reissneri (Far Eastern brook lamprey)
Lineage: Eukaryota; Metazoa; Chordata; Hyperoartia; Petromyzontiformes; Petromyzontidae
Source: RefSeq, a predicted model, not a curated record